GGUUUAAAACUACAGUACCCACAAUGUCGAGGUACGUUCUGAUUGGUUGGUAACAAUCACCAUCAUUUGACGUAAUCUAAAGGCGCGCGCGAAAUUCCUUAAAUAAUUUCCGGCAGUAUUCGUCAGUUGGCUCAGUUUGGCUGAAUACUGCCGUUCGUCGCUUCCAGCGCCCUGUUGAAUGCACGUCUAAGGAUGACAGCGGUCCUACAGCAUCCAGGGUAUGAGGAGGAGAGGAUGCAAAGGGUCGCAGGGCAGCUGCCCGGCAGGGAGGUCCAGGCUGGGAUGCUGCUGUCGCUGAUGGGACAGCCUCAGCAUUACAGCUACCCUUCAAUCUUCAUCUACGGUCAUCGGGCCUCCGGGAAGAGUCAUGUGAUGCACGUUCUGCUGAAGGAACUUGAGCUGCCUCAUGCCACAGUCAGCUGUGUCGAAUGUGUUUCUGUCACGUUGCUGUUUGAACAAGUGCUGCUGUCCUUCUUUGGCUGUGACGCCGCCUCGCUGCUCCCCUGCAGUCCCUCCCUGUCUGACUUUGUACGCAUCUACAGACAGCAGUGUUCCCAGACUCCUGCCAAAGAGACACGAUACAUUGUAAUGGACAAAGCUGAGCUUCUGAGGGACGCUGAUACCAAUCUCCUGCCUGCUCUCUUACGUCUUCAGGAAUUGGUAGAAGACAAUGUUACCGUUAUCCUGCUCAGUGAAAUCGUCUGGGAUAACUUCAGACCAAACACCGGCUGUUUUGAGCCACUUCUGCUCAACUUCCCCGACUACAGUAAAGGUGAGCUGCAGCAGAUCUUGUCUCAGGACAGACAUCCUUCCUAUUCGGCUGAGUUUUACUCUUCCUACAUCAACAUCCUGCUGGGCGUCUUUUACUCUGUCUGUCGGGACCUCAGGGAGCUGCGCCGCCUGGCUGCCCUCAACUUUUCAAAGUUCUGUGAGCCCUUGGCAGAAGGAAAAGUGAAAGAAACGGACACACACAAGCUGUGGAAAAAUAUUGAGCCUCAUUUGAAGAAAGCCAUGCAGACGGUUUAUCUGCGAGAGGUGUCCAGUCUUCAGUGGGAACAAAUGCAGCAAAUGGAGGAGAAGGAAGCUGGAGCCUUGAGAGGGUUGUCUGCUCACACUCAUGUCGAAUUGCCUUAUUAGUUCCUGCGGAUUGCUGCCUACCUGGCAUCCUACAACCCUGCCCGCACAGACAAGCGCUUUUUCCUGAAGCACCAUGGUAAAAUAAGAAAAACAAACUUCCUGAAGAAAAAUGAAAAGACCAGUAACCACCUUCUGGGGCCCAAACCCUUCCCUCUGGACCGCUUGCUUGCCAUUUUCUACAGCGUGGUGGACAGCAGAGUGGCUCCUACCGCCAGCAUCUUCUCCCAGAUCUCCUCUCUGGUGACCUUGCAGCUGUUGACUCAGGUCAGUCACAAUGAUCAGCUCAAUGCCCCGAAGUACAAAUGUGCUGUUUCCAUGGAUUUCAUCUGUGCCAUUUCCAGGACGGUGAAUUUUGAUAUUGUAAAAUAUCUCUAUGACUUCCUGUGAGCCAGCUGUGAUUAAAGAAGUGACACAGUGACAGUAAGACACACGAACAAACUUGAGGACGAGCACUGGGCAAAGUAAGGAGCUCAGACUACUACAGGGAUUCAUGUGCAGGAAAACGUAUUCCAUUUCUGUGGCUGCCCCCUUGUGGCUGACAGUUGAGCUGAGGAGCGUGCCACUGUCCAUGUUAAAAAUGUGCAUUUGAGUAAAAUAAAUGCCAUAUUGGCAAUUCAU
Messenger RNA from Monopterus albus (swamp eel), 1755 nucleotides. RefSeq names its product origin recognition complex, subunit 5 (gene orc5). The record is from RefSeq and is a predicted model, not a curated record. NCBI's taxonomy places the organism in Eukaryota, Metazoa, Chordata, Actinopteri, Synbranchiformes, Synbranchidae. Gene Ontology annotation, biological process: DNA replication; DNA replication initiation. Gene Ontology annotation, cellular component: nuclear origin of replication recognition complex; nucleus. Gene Ontology annotation, molecular function: DNA replication origin binding.